ACUCCGACUGCACUAGGGUUAACGCUUUGCUGAAACUCCCGAGCUGGCCCUCAGACAUUCCUUUAAUCGCGUGAACUUCUGGCCUUGAUUGAACUGCGCAUUUCGAUGAGGAACAGAAAAACCGACUUCCGGUUGACCGGGAUCAUCGCUGACGUGGCACGUGGGAGAUUUAUUCGGUCCUUCCUCCUGAGCCGACCUAUUACAGGACUGGCAACAUGAUUCAUAUGCUGUAGUGUCUUCUCCCGACCGCCAUCAUCCUCACGCUCUUUUCUCCAUGUCGAUGCGGCGACAGCGUCUCAAGGCUUUUCUUUUUCCUAGCGUCGUCAUCACCGGCGUACUGCUAUACUUCGUUUCGCAGUAUCACUACCAGAUCCGCAACACUAUCUCUUAUGCGACCCGGCCAAUAUGGGAUACGGCAGAUGGUCCUCAGCAUGUUAUACCUCACUAUUAUGGUGAAGGUUUGGAGAUGGAUGAGCAUACAUGCCAGCUUCAUGGUUGGAAGCAACGCCCGGACGCCGAGAAUUACCGUCUGGAUUUGUUGGAGAUACGGAUGAAUGAGCUGGACUCUGUUGUUGACCGCUUCUUCAUUGUCGAGUCGAAUGCUACCUUUACCGGUCUGCCAAAGGAAACCUAUUUUGCAAACAACCGUGCGCGAUUCUCCAAAUUUGACAAGAAGAUAUCAUACCGGUUCUUACCCGGAUACCCUCUCAAAGAAGGCCAGACAGCAUGGAAUGUUGAAGCCAAGACUCGCGAUACCAUGACGGCAUUCUUGCGCUCACAUAUGACCGAGUUUGCACCAACUACAAGGCCACUCGUCAUCAUGUCCGAUGUCGAUGAGAUACCAUCAAGUCAUACCCUCCGUCUCCUUAAAUCCUGCGAUUUCGGUACCUCUAUACACCUGCAACUUCGCAGUUACGUGUACAGUUUUGAAUGGUUCCUCGGUUUCAACAGCUGGCGCGCAAGUGUCAACCUCUGGAUGCCCAGCACCUAUUACUCCCAUCGGAAGAGUGGUGAUGUCAUGCUCGCUGAUUCGGGCUGGCAUUGUAGCUAUUGCUUCAGAACCAUACCUGAAUAUGUCACCAAAAUGACCGGCUUUUCUCAUCACGAUCGUAUUGGUGGCCAGUUGAGUCUCCUGGAUCCACAAAGAAUACAGGACACCAUAUGCAAGGGGAAAGACAUAUUCGGGAUGCUUCCGGAAGCAUUCAGCUAUGUUGAUCUGCUGGCCCAGAUUAAUCCGGAGCCGCAAGUGUCCGCUGUAAACCUUCCGCGGUUCCUGAUUGAAGCUGCUGACCGGUUCAAAUUCCUUCUCCCGGGCGGGUGCCAGCGUACAUCGCAGACAAUCGCUGAAGUCGAAGUCGCGGAUGCCCUUGAUGACUUGGAACGAUAAAGAGAUAAAGACGAUUUCUUGAUAUACCUAUCUACCCACUGUACACCUCUGCACUAAUUUAUUUAAUCUGGCCAUGUCUUGUAACAUUAUUUUGAAGUUGAUAUCUUGCAUCCUUACAUAGACUGGAAAUAUAUUCGAUUCUGACA
Messenger RNA from Desarmillaria tabescens, 1533 nucleotides. Its product is annotated as glycosyltransferase family 17 protein. Gene Ontology annotation, molecular function: beta-1,4-mannosylglycoprotein 4-beta-N-acetylglucosaminyltransferase activity. The transcript is spliced from 7 exons. Gene Ontology annotation, biological process: N-acetylglucosamine metabolic process; protein N-linked glycosylation. Gene Ontology annotation, cellular component: membrane. NCBI's taxonomy places the organism in Eukaryota, Fungi, Basidiomycota, Agaricomycetes, Agaricales, Physalacriaceae. The record is from RefSeq and is a predicted model, not a curated record. The coding region runs from base 275 to 1387 and encodes 370 amino acids.